AAAGAUUGAAAACCUCUCAAAGUCCCUGCCUGUCAAUGCUCCGACAUGGAGGUACACAAAGCAGUUCUUUUACUUGGUCUCUUUCUUUUUACAGGUUUUCUCGGGAGUCACAGCCAAAGCACAGAUGUUCUGGAAGCAUAUAUUAAAACAGAUGGGGCCUGGAUAGUGAAAUUGCCUAAAUCUCAAUACACUGUCAAUACGGUGGAGGAAUGUGCCGUCAAGUGUAACAAAGAGGUUUCCUUUACAUGCAGGUCCUUCUUGUACAUCGAAAAAGAUCAGGAUUGUGUAACAUUACCUGCCAACUCAAAAACUGAUCAAAUACUGAGAAGAAUGAGUGCUGCCCUCUAUGAGAAAAAGGAGUACUUACUGGAAUGUGUAAAUGGCAUUGGCAUGGACUACAGAGGGACAAAAUCCAAGACAAAAUCAGGGAAAUCAUGUCAGCGAUGGGAGGGAACUUUCCCCCAUGUACCAAACAUUACACCAAGAGCUUACCCAAAAGCAGAUUUGGAGUCCAACUUUUGUCGAAACCCAGAUGGAGAUAAGGGGGGUCCCUGGUGCUACACCACAGAUCCUGAGAAACGAUGGGAGCACUGCAAUAUCCAAGACUGCACAGAGGAAUGUAUGCAGUGUAGUGGAGAAAACUACAGAGGGAAAAUCUCCACCACUGUGAGUGGAUUUACCUGCCAACGCUGGGACUCUCAGCAACCCCAAAACCACGGUUACCUCCCUUCAGCUCUUCCUGAUAAGUACUUGGAAGAGAACUAUUGCAGGAACCCAGAUGGAGAGCCCAGGCCCUGGUGCUUCACCACCAGUUCAUCCAAACGCUGGGAAGCUUGCGCUAUUCCUCGAUGCACAACUGAACCACCAACAAUUGUACCGGAGCUUACCUGUGCAAGUGGAGAAGGUAGUUCCUACAGGGGCACAAUUUCAGUCACAAUCACAGGGAAAACAUGCCAGCAAUGGACAUCCCAAAGUCCUCACAAACAUUCCAGAUCUCCAGAAAAUUACCCAUGCAAAGGCCUUGAUGAGAACUACUGUAGAAACCCUGAUAAUGAAAGAAGUCCAUGGUGUUACACUACAGAUCCUGAGACCCGCUGGGAAUACUGCAGCGUGCCUAGUUGUGGAGAUCAACCUAGACCGGAGGAGCCUGUGAUCCCUCAGGGUGAGGAAUGUUAUGUGGGUGAUGGAAGCUCAUACCGUGGUGUUAUGUCUGAGACCAUAAGCGGAAAGAAAUGCCAGUUCUGGACAUCCAUGGAGCCUCAUAGACAUUCCAAAACACCUCAGAACUUUCCUAAAGCAGAUCUAAGGAGAAACCUGUGCAGGAACCCAGAUGGAGAUAGAGCCCCUUGGUGCUACACCACAGAUCCCACAGUUCGGUGGGAGUACUGCAAUAUUGAGCGAUGUGACAACAAGCCCAACAUACAGGAACCUCCUGCCAAACCAGCAGCUACAACUCCAACACAGUCUACCCCAGCUCAGUCUACUCCAGAUCAGUCUGCACCUUCAGAAACAGAUUGUAAAAAUGGCAAUGGAGCAGAAUACCGAGGUGCCACAUCCAUGACUGUCAUGGGAGUGACCUGCCAAGCAUGGAGGUCAAUGACCCCCCAUCAGCAUGCCAGUUUUACCCCUGAAACGCAUCCAGACAAGGGUCUAGAGUCUAAUCAAUGCAGAAACCCAGACAGUGAUGUAAAUGGACCUUGGUGUUAUACAACAGACCCAAGUAAGAAGUGGGAUUACUGUCAGAUUCCAGACUGUGAGAGUCUAAAAUGUGGACAACCAGCAACAAAGCCCAAGCGCUGCUUUGGGCGUAUUGUCGGGGGAUGUGUUUCCAAACCACACUCCUGGCCUUGGCAGAUCAGUCUUAGGACCAGAGGCAAAAUUCAUUUCUGUGGUGGAACAUUAAUUGAUCCACAAUGGGUCGUAACUGCAGCUCACUGCCUUGAGAGAUCUGAAAGUCCAUCUGCCUACAAGAUCAUGCUAGGAAUCCACACAGAGCGAGCAACCGAAUCAUCAAAACAGGAGCGAGAUGUUACAAAGAUUAUUAAGGGACCAGAUGGAACUGACAUUGCUCUUCUCAAGUUGGACAGGCCUGCAUUAAUAAAUGAUAAGGUAUCACCUGUAUGUCUACCAGAAAAAGACUACAUUGUACCUAGCAAUACUGAAUGCUAUGUAACAGGAUGGGGGGAGACACAGAAUACUGGUGGAGAAGGCUACCUGAAAGAGACCGGUUUCCCUGUAAUUGAGAACAAAGUCUGUAACCGUCCAUCAUUUCUGAAUGGCCGUGUGAAGGACCAUGAAAUGUGUGCUGGAAACAUAGAAGGUGGAACUGACAGUUGCCAGGGUGACAGCGGUGGACCUCUCGUCUGCUACGCACAGAACACCUUCGUCCUUCAGGGAGUCACAUCAUGGGGUCUGGGCUGCGCUAACGCCAUGAAACCCGGAGUUUAUACCAGAGUCUCGAAGUUUGUCGACUGGAUUGAACGCAGUAUAAAGGAAAACUGAGAACUGGUCGGAUCAAUCGAAUGAUCUACAACAGAAUUUAAGUGUACAACUCAUGAUGAAGUAAUAAUAAA
This is a messenger RNA of Danio aesculapii, 2573 nucleotides long. It is a transcript of the gene plg, whose product is annotated as plasminogen. The record is from RefSeq and is a predicted model, not a curated record. Gene Ontology annotation, biological process: proteolysis. Lineage: Eukaryota; Metazoa; Chordata; Actinopteri; Cypriniformes; Danionidae. Gene Ontology annotation, molecular function: serine-type endopeptidase activity; signaling receptor binding. Gene Ontology annotation, cellular component: extrinsic component of plasma membrane. Bases 46 to 2502 code for a protein of 818 amino acids. The transcript is spliced from 20 exons.